CGUGGAAAAGUGGGCGGGGGGUGACUCGCAUGUGCGCUUUGUCAUUGGUGUAAAACAGAGAGCUGCUGUGUUUAUGGGCGUUUAAACCUGCCACCGUUUAUAAAGCCGGGCUUCCAUUGAACAGCCAGUUGGGGUGCCCGCACAGUUUGGUCUUUUCUGCCGUGAAUUUCGCCUUCUGCUCUGAACUUCCUCUCUCCGCCGCUCCCUAAACUACAGGAAUGACGUUAAGCUCAAUUAAGUCUUUCACGCUGGAGCUGGAUGGUCCGGCUGAUGCAGCGUUCACCGGGGGGGAGGUGGUGUCUGGCCAGGUGGUCCUGGACCUCCGCAGGGACACCAGAGUGCACUCCAUGAAGGUGCAGGGCAGAGGGGUGGCCACGGCACAUUGGCUGGAGAACCGUGGCAUGAACUCCGUCUAUAACGACUACACCUCCAAGAUCACCUACUUCAGGAAGAGACAGCAUCUGAUCCGAGCUGGUAGCCUCUGAGUCUCUGAGUCGCUGCAGUUUGCAAAAAGGAAGCCACCUGGGCCAAAUGUGUUGCAUGGAAACCUGGGAGAGAAGUCGCCACAGGCUCACCCAGAUACAUCUGCCUGAUAACAUAAUCCUAACAUUAAACACAAAUCCAUUAGUGCUGAGUCCAAAUAAACACAACUGGUUUACUGAG
Messenger RNA from Lates calcarifer (barramundi perch), 663 nucleotides. Its product is annotated as arrestin domain-containing protein 2. The coding region runs from base 219 to 485 and encodes 88 amino acids. The record is from RefSeq and is a predicted model, not a curated record. The transcript has 3 exons. Lineage: Eukaryota; Metazoa; Chordata; Actinopteri; Centropomidae.